Tuber aestivum (summer truffle) is the source of this 2360-nucleotide messenger RNA. Lineage: Eukaryota; Fungi; Ascomycota; Pezizomycetes; Pezizales; Tuberaceae. The record is from the annotation of a GenBank genome assembly.
CAGAUCGCUCUGAUCCCCCUCAGGAGCACGUGAUACUCGAGUACAUCUGGGCUAACCGGUCUACCUCCCGACGGUUGACGGACGGACUACCAAGGUGUUGACACCUUUUGUCUACUGUAGACUACUGUCUGGCUUUCGCUUACCGCGCCCCUCGACGACCAAGAGACUCGAACUCCUCUGCCGGCAGUCCACACCACAGUUGCCCGCAUCACAUCACGGGAGAAUGAUUGGCACAUUCCGCGCGCUGGCCGCUCCGCCGGAGCCUUGUUUCCGGCAUGCAGGGCAAACAGAGGAAUCGGUGAAGGGUGCAAGCAGAAAUGGCCAUCAUAAUUAGCCAAACCCCCAGAGUGGUUGCCACUGUACCGCAGCAGCGCUGUACCGUACUGUACCGUCCCGGAGAACUUCCACAUUUUCCCGGAUAAAAACCCAUUCUAGCGGUGACUUUGCCCGAGUUGGUAUUUGCUGGCUAAUCGUGCGGUGAGUUACUGCCCUGCAUAAUACAAUACUCGCUCGGCGCCCUCGUACCAUUAUCGUACUACGAGGAGCAAAUACCGUAUUGUACCGUACUCCCGUCGGCCAGGUUCCGCUUCCAGCUUGCCCCACAUUGUCGCUAGUUGCCUCACUGCAAUAUCAUAAGGGGAGGAAAAGCCCUCACUUCCGUUUCAUCCUUCCCCAACCAACCCACAGUUCUCUCCAAGCCUUCCAGACAAAUCAUGUCCACCUUUGGGUCCCAAUUUCGCGUUACUACGUAAGUAUCAUACCCUUUUCUUCCUCCACAAACCCUCCUAUCGAGACUGCCCCGCUUCACGACCCGAGGGGGCAACGAGCCAAAGACUGACACCGCCCCAGCUACGGUGAAUCCCACUGCCGCUCGGUCGGCUGUAUCGUCGAUGGUGUUCCUCCGGGAAUGGCAUUGAGCGAAGCCGAUAUUCAGAUUCAGCUCUCUCGUCGUCGUCCCGGCCAGUCGUCACUAACUACCCCCCGUAAUGAAAAGGAUAGCGUGCAGAUCCAGUCCGGAACUGAAUUCGGGUAUACACUUGGGACACCGAUCGGCUUGAUGGUGCAGAACCAGGACCAGAGGCCACAUGACUAUUCUGAGAUGGACUUGUAUCCAAGGCCCAGUCACGCCGAUUUCACCUAUCUCAUGAAGUACGGCGUCAAGGCUAGCUCGGGAGGUGGUAGAAGUAGCGCCAGGGAAACCAUCGGUACGUUAUCUCGCGGAGGGGCCCCCUAGUCGCUCCUCGGGGCUAUGGCCAAGCAGCCUUUUGGAUGGCUGCUAACACGCUUUCCCGUAGGCCGCGUUGCAGCCGGCGCCAUUGCUGAAAAGUAUCUUGGCUUGGCCUACAAGACCGAAAUCGUGGCUUUUGUAUCGAGUGUCGGACCCAUCCAUAUUCCAGGGUCAUUAGAUCACACCUCUCCCGAAUACAUUGCCUUCCUUUCGGACCUCACCCGCGAGAAGGUGGACACCUUCCUGCCGGUUCGAUGUCCCCACACCGAAUCCAACGACAAAAUGGCCAAGUUGAUUGCGGAAUAUCGUGACAAGAGCGACUCCAUCGGAGGGACCGUCACUUGUGUCAUCAAGAACGUUCCCCUCGGCCUUGGUGAGCCGUGUUUCGACAAGCUCGAGGCAAAGCUUGCGCAUGCUAUGCUCUCAAUCCCGGCAACCAAGGGCUUUGAAAUUGGCUCGGGAUUCAAGGGCACUGAGAUGCCGGGAUCUAUUCACAAUGAUCCCUUUUCUUCCGCGCCCGACACGAAUGGAAGGUUGGGCACCACGACCAAUAACUCGGGCGGUGUCCAGGGCGGCAUCAGCAAUGGAGAGAAUAUUUACAUCAAGGUCGCUUUCAAGUCGCCCGCCACAAUUGGCAUCGACCAGUCCACCAGCAAAUACGAUGGAACCCCCGGCGUGUUGGCCGCUAAAGGGAGGCAUGACCCUUGCGUCGUCCCCAGAGCGGUCCCCAUUGUUGAGGCUAUGGCGGCUUUGGUCAUCAUGGAUGCUGUUCUCAUUCAACAGGUGAGUGUUUCCAAUCCCAUCCAUAAUUCCGAAAAUCGGCCCCUAAUGUCAUUGCAGCAACGCGAGACAUCGAGAUCUCUACUCCCAUCCAUGCCCCAACCUAUUGGCUUGAAAACCCCUGCGGUAGUUGACGGCAGUGAGAGAAAGGUCGACCCAGCCAAAGUUCCAGAGGCCGAGAGGGCCAAGCUAGUUUCUGAUCCCAAGGGGGGGCGGGUAGUUGGCGGUCAAGGAGAGGUCUUUGGCGAUGAGUAAUGCUACUGUAUACUAUCUUUUGCCAUACGGGCUAGCUUAGACGGUGGAGGGGGGGGGGGGGACAGCCGGCAUAAAUAAAGACGAGACACUAAACUCU